Galleria mellonella (greater wax moth) is the source of this 1958-nucleotide messenger RNA. It is a transcript of the gene odd, whose product is annotated as protein odd-skipped-like. Gene Ontology annotation, molecular function: RNA polymerase II transcription regulatory region sequence-specific DNA binding; DNA-binding transcription factor activity, RNA polymerase II-specific. Bases 111 to 1199 code for a protein of 362 amino acids. Gene Ontology annotation, cellular component: nucleus. Gene Ontology annotation, biological process: regulation of transcription by RNA polymerase II; embryo development. The transcript is spliced from 3 exons. The record is from RefSeq and is a predicted model, not a curated record. NCBI's taxonomy places the organism in Eukaryota, Metazoa, Arthropoda, Insecta, Lepidoptera, Pyralidae.
AAACUCAUAACGCUCCGCGCGCUCUCGCCAGCCGGUUGUCAGUUCCUGACACAAACCGGUUUGCCAGUGAUACCAAAGUGCUGAGUACAGUGCCCUAGUGUUAAGCUUGAAUGGAUUGUUGUUUAGUGGAAAUGGAAGAUAAGCCAUACAGUGUGGACAGUUCUGACGACAUAAAUAUAGAAGAGGAAGACGAACAUAUAGAGGAAAAUCACAGCUAUCCUCCAGAUUUUCCAAUUGAGGCAUUAGUGAAGCUUGAACGGACAUCGCCACCUUUGCCGACACCACCACAUACGCCCACGGACGAUACACCUCCCGCUGUUGUUAUUUCCCGGCACCAACCAGCGUGGACCCCUCCACAGCCCCAACCUUACCCGACUUACCCAAGACCAACAAUGCAAACGCUCUAUCCUUACGAAAAAGUACCAGUACCGAACUACGCACACCCAGCAAUGACAGCCUACGUGCAAGCUCAAGUAGCGACGCUACCACCCUCGACACCUUACCACGCUAUGUUGGUCAACCAGUGGAUACGUAAUGCUGCGUUGUACCAACAUUCAUUAAGGUACCCAGGAGUAAUGACGCAAAGAAUGCCAGGAAGGAACCCGCCACCCAUGCGAGCCCCGGGAGUCCCUGGUACAAGGCCCAAGAAACAAUUUAUUUGCAAGUACUGCAAUCGCCAGUUCACAAAAUCCUAUAAUCUUCUAAUUCACGAAAGGACGCAUACAGAUGAAAGACCGUAUUCCUGUGAUAUCUGUGGUAAAGCUUUUCGGAGGCAAGAUCAUCUAAGAGAUCAUAGGUAUAUCCACUCAAAAGAGAAACCUUUCAAAUGUACUGAAUGCGGCAAAGGAUUCUGUCAGUCACGGACAUUAGCAGUGCACAAAAUUCUACAUAUGGAAGAAUCGCCACAUAAGUGUCCCGUCUGUAACAAGAGUUUUAACCAAAGAUCUAACUUAAAGACACAUUUGUUAACACACAGUGAUGUAAGCAAGCAUCAUUUAGACCAUCUUGAAGGAUGCCAAGAAGUUUCCUCGACGAGUCAUGUCUCAGAAAACUCUCUAUUAGAUCUUUCACAUAAACCUUCUCCGCCACCAGUACCAUCUUCACAACAGCACCAACCUUUAAUAAGUCCUCAUCAUUCACCAGUAGAAGUACCUAAAAGGAGUUUAGGGUUUUCCAUAGAAGACAUUAUGAAACGAUAAUUUUAUUUAUUGUAAUACGGUCUAGAAAAUCUAGUUUUAGCUAAAAUAGGCUUAGCCAAUUUAUUAACAUGUGAAUACAGCAUAUAUAUUAUUCAUAAUUGAGCCUUAUGAUACUGACAGACCUAAUUAUAUCCAGUCUAAUAAAUUGGUUGAUUUAUUUUAGUCAUUCUUUUAAUAUAAUAGUAUUUAUAAUUUGCCAAAGAAGUAUCUCAUCGACUGAUUUAGAUUAGACGUUUCUUUUUUUAUAACUUUCAUUUUUGUCAUAAAGCAUUAGUUUAUAUCAUAAUCUAACGUUCUUCCUCAAGUACUUUGUGUUUUGCUGUUUUUGCACUGUUUUUUUUUUAGAUUCUGACAUUAAAUUAGUAAGAUAUUUCAUUUCAUAUUACAAAGACUGAAAUUAUUAUUUUUAAAGUUAUUGUUAUAUUGUCUUAGAGAUUUAUUUAUUGUGAUAGUUUUUUUUUUUUUAAUUAGGCCUAAGUAAUGGUUAACUAAAGUUACCGAAAAGUAUUACCUUUGUUUUAAGUGAAUUCGAUCCAAAUUGUUUGGCUAUGACAACAUUCAGAUCAUGUUCAAAUCAAUGUGAAUGUACUUAUUCAAAUUUUAAUAGCACAGUUUAUAUAGAUACUUCUAAUUCUAUUAUGUAUAUUUGUAAAUAUUAUUAUAAGUCGGUAUUAGCUGAUAAGUCAACGAGGCUACUUAUAGACAGACUAUAUUGCAAAUUACAAGCAUGAGUAUCAAAACUUGUUUUAUUUCCCAAUA